Molecule: messenger RNA, 1855 nt
Organism: Lolium rigidum
Lineage: Eukaryota; Viridiplantae; Streptophyta; Magnoliopsida; Poales; Poaceae
Product: transcription factor PHYTOCHROME INTERACTING FACTOR-LIKE 13-like
Exons: 7
Cellular component (GO): nucleus
Molecular function (GO): protein dimerization activity
Source: RefSeq, a predicted model, not a curated record
GGCGGCAGGGACCUGUACUCUCAGCUCUGGCACGGCAUCGCCGACGCCGACGCCCACGGGGACGCGAGCGCGCUCGUGACGGGGGGCGGCGCCGGGUCGAGCUUCUGCGGGAGCAACGCGGUGACGGCUCCGGCGCUGCUGCCGUUUCCGGAGGAGGAGCCUGCCUCGUCCUCGGCGGGCGGCCACGCAGUGCUGCUCAAGAGGGGGAGGGACGAGCUGGAUAGCCGCGGCGAGGAGGCCGAUGAAUGUGAGGCCAUUGACGAGACCCGGCCGUCAAAGCGACCGUCGGCGAAGCGCAGGACUCGCGCCGCCGACGUCCAUAACCAGUCCGAGAGGAGAAGAAGGGAUAGGAUCAACGAGAAGAUGAAGGCAUUGCAAGAACUCGUGCCUCACUGCAACAAGAGCGACAAGGCAUCGAUACUAGACGACGCAAUCGAGUACUUGAAGUCCCUACAAUUGCAAGUUCAGAUCAUGUGGAUGACAACUGGGAUGGCGCCGAUGAUGUUCCCUGGUGCUCACCAACUCAUGCCGCCGAUGGCCAUGGGCUUGAGUACGGGAUGCAUGCCUGCGGCCCAAAGCCUGAGCCAGCUACAAAGAGUAGCACCGUUCAUGAACAAUCCUCUUCCAAAUCAAGUGCCCCAGGUCCAGUCUCCAGCUACCAAUUCCCUCAGCGUAACAAACCAGAUGCAAAACAAUGGCAUCUGCGCGCCAAGAAAUCCUUUCCUGCAUCCUAACGACACAAUAGCAGCAGCAGCUCAGGUGCCGGGUAUGUUCCGCUAUGGAUCUCAACCUAUGCAACACAACGAAGCUAAUGAGCUACUGGCUAGCACUGCUACUCCAGCUUCAGGAGCUGGUCCGUCGUGUUCCUCUUAACAGAGUCGGAACUUAAGGUCACCAGCUUGGGACAAGAUGCUCUACUGUGACCAACCAGGGGGGAUGAACAAAGGAGGUCAGAACAAACUGGUCCAGGAAGAAAUGAUGUUGAUAUAGGCCAGGGACAGAUCACGCAAUCUUGAGACUUCGUGGAACCACUGAGGUACAGACACCUAUAUGCCCGGGUCGUGCCGAGACCAGAUACUAUUCUUAUCUGAAGGAUUGUCUCUGGCAUCACCUUUCUGUUUCUGGAAGGGAGUUGGUCCGUGUGAGAUGAACUUGGCUUGGCAGGGACAAACAGAAGAUGCUUCUGCUGAUAUGAUGCAGAUCUGGAGAUGAUUUGGUUGGAGCCAGCAGCUGCACGAGGACACAACACUGCCAGUUUCUCUCUUGUUUCCGCCAAGGUUACACCGCUGGUGAAUUCUUACAGGACUCCUGCCAACCUGAAAUCGGCAGUUCAAGCUAAUGAAUUCGGUCAAACGGACUAAACAAGGAUAGGCAGAAACAAGUGCUGUUAUGAUACAAAUGGCAGGAUUGCACAGGCCCUGAGAAGGAAAAGAAUUCAAGGGGGAUCGAAAUCAAGUGCAAUUCAGACAACUGGCACGUCAAGAUCAUUCUCAUUCAUCAGAAACACGUAAUAUUGAUGAGGGAUUGCGCACCUGAACAAACUGCUGCCUCAUCUGAAUUCCCGGUUACUACAACAUCGCCUUUCAGGCUUUCACUCGAUCUCCAGGAGAUUAUAAAACAUGUAAUGAUGUACAAUUGCCCCAUCUCAAGUUAACCAGGAUGACGAUGGCCAUUAUUAGUUUCGUCGCGGAUUAAUUGGACUCUGAAUGCAUCUGGAUCUUUGUGUUUAUCGUGAGUCAGCUUCAGUCGCCAUCAGUGGAGAUUGAGAUUUUGCUCUGCAUUUAUAUGCUGAGAUUUGGUUCUCAUGUUUACGAUUUUUCUUUUUCUUAAUGAUAGCACAGUUUACAAUGGCCGA